Molecule: messenger RNA, 1578 nt
Organism: Cryptomeria japonica (Japanese cedar)
Lineage: Eukaryota; Viridiplantae; Streptophyta; Pinopsida; Cupressales; Cupressaceae
Exons: 3
Coding region: 1-1578 (525 amino acids)
Source: RefSeq, a predicted model, not a curated record
AUGUCCAAUGAAGAGUAUUAUAAAGAGAAAGCUCUCAAGGAGGAAUUGGCAGAGUUAAUUCGGAGAGAAGAAUUGUUUUGGCGGGACAAGUCUAGAGAAUUGUGGAUAAAAGAAGGUGAUGCCAACACAAAAAAAUUUCAUGCAUCAGUGAAGGCGAAAAGGAGCAGAAAUCGCAUUGACUCGAUUGUGGAUAAAGAUGGUAAUCGACGUUCUUCUUUGGAGGCUAUAGAGGAAGUGGCAGUGAAUUUUUUCAGAGAACUAUUGGGGGACGGUAGCAAUGACAAUCCCUCACAUCCUUUGACAGAUGUUAUUCAUAGAGAAGUUACAGAUGCAGAUAAUAUAUCUUUAUGCUGCCCUUUCUCUCUAGAGAAGGUUAAAAAAGUGGUGUUUGAUCUACACCCAAACAAGGCUCCCGGCCCUGAUGGAUUCACAAUGGAUUUUUAUCAAAGAUGUUGGGGGUUCUUGGGGCACGAGAUUCUAAUAAUAUUGGAGAAUUUUAGAAAGCAGGUGAAUGGGAAUGUCAAUGGUUUUUUCCAUGCUACUAAUGGGCUUCGACAAGGAGAUCCCCUGUCGCCCUUCUUGUUUGUGCUUAUGGCUGAAUUUUUAGGAAGGAGUAUUACAAACAGGGUGAGGCAAGGUUUAUGGAAAGGGGUUUCCAUUUCAACCUCCAUGGAUCCGAUAUCUCAUUCACAAUUUGCGGAUGACACUAUUUUGUUUGGAGAAGCCUCAGAGAAGGAAGCAUAUAUUAUAAAGGGGGUCUUAGAUGAUUAUGAAAAGGUAUCCGAACAGUGCAUGAAUAAGAAGAAAUCCAUGAUUUACUUUCUCAACACAAGCAGGGGAUCUCAAUUGAAAAUAUUCGUACCGAUUUACUACAUGUCAUGUUAUAGAUUGUCCUGCAAGGCUACUUCUGCUUUGGAUGGCAUGCUCAAAAAAUUUCUUUGCAAAAGGUCGAAAGAGGCAAAAAAGAUCCCUCUUAUCAAUUGGGAUACCGCUUGCCUGCUUAAGGAGGAUGGCGGGGCAGGCCUUAGGCAAAUGAAAUUGCAAAAUUUAGCACUUGGGGCCAAAUUAGCUUGGAAAAUGUACAAUGCUCCUCAAAAGGGUUGGUGCAAGGUUAUGGCUGCGAAAUAUUUGGAUUCUAGUGAUCCUGAAAGGAUAUUCACAGUAGCUAAUUCGGUAGGUGGCUCUUCGAUUUGGAGAUUUAUAUGGGAGAGCAGGAAGCUUAUCACAGAUCACCUCACUUGGAGAAUUGGUAAUGGGAAAAAAGCCAAGUUUUGGAGGGACUCUUGGAAUGGGGAGUUGGCAUUGGCAAACAUUAUAAAUGACAAUGAAUGGAUUAAUCAAAUUGAAGCAAAUAUGGGAGUUCAUGUGGCAGACUAUGUUGAAUCUUUCCAUUCCCCUAAUGUUCCAAUCUCUUGGAAACGAGUAGGAGAUCGGCUAAGUGAGAACAAUUUGAAAUUGGAGGAAAUACUUAAUAGCAGAAAGACUUUUGUAACAUAUGAGAAUGACACUUUAGUUUGGAAUGCAGCAAAAUCAGGAAAAUAUAGAGUGAAUUUGGGGUAUGAACUGCAAAGAAAGUGA